UUGAGGAAGGAACUGUAUAAAUCUGACGGGCUAGUCUGCAGGUGCAGGUCAUUCGAAAUCUGAACACGAAGCUAGCCGCACAAGUUUAAGCGCUGCUCCUACCCCCAGAAAUUCAAUUUCCCUGUGCACAAAACCAAAUUAAGAGCGGAAGAGAGACAGAAAAAAAAAGUUUAAUACAAGAGAGAGAGACUUGCGUCUAUUUGUAGAAAUAGAUUCCUGCCCAAAAGUCUGAACCUUAAUUGACACUUUUCCGCCACCCGUCGUUUUUCCCCAUAGGCAAAACUAGAGAAAAAAAAAUCUAAAAUGCGAUUCUACAGUACAGUUUGGUUAAUGUUGUUAGUGCUCUCGUUACUGGUCGUGUUGGAAAGUGUUUCAUCAUAUCCAGCUGGCGAAGAUGCGGAUGAAUCGAUCGCCGCUACCAGUCGAUUACCAGCCGGUCGGAAACAUUCGAAAUCCAUCGCCAAAGAAGGCAAGACCAAAAGCAAGAAGAAUCAUCAUCAUCAUAAUCGUCACUCAUCAAGAGGAUUGAAACAAGUGACGGAUUACGACUACGCAGCUAGUACGGCGGGCGACGCUACAGGUUCUCCCGUUUGGCGAAAGCCAAUCAGCAAGGACGAUCGAUCGCCUUGGUCUGAGCCGAAACAUCGUCGCAACAAGAAAAGCGGCGGCGGCGGCCCGAACAGGAAGAACAACAACAAGAAAAGGAGCGGGACCAAACAAGAGAAGCAGCUCGACAAGAGGAAGGCGGCCGUCAUGCGGACGGCGAGACGUGCCGAAGCGUUCGACAACAUCAACGACGACACGGCCGCGAUCGACUCGACCGCUGCCGGACAACAAAAUCUCAAUCAACUCUUGGGCUUGGGUAAGCCCCGCCCUCUUCUUCCUCCCGCUUCUCAACUCAAGCCUUUCGUUAGCGUAGGCGUCUUUGGCGACAUGAGGAAAUUCUUCGAUGAACUGCGGACUAAUUUGGAUGUUGAAACUGUGGCCGCCGAAGCAGCCGCAGCAGCAGCCGAACAAGAUUCAACUGCCCCCAAAGUAUCGGACGACGAUUUAUCUCAAAUCGCAGGAUUGGAAGACUACGAAGAACUGCCCAACUACCAGGCCCUUCGAACGGCAACGGGAUCUGAAAGAGGUAAUUCUUUGCCCGUCCAACAACAGCAGAGGCGUUAUUCUCGUUUGAGGGGAUUCGUCGCCAUGGGAGGGCCUGGACAGUCUGAAACAUCACGUCAUCAUCACAGGAGCCAUCAGUAUGAUCCCGCUCUCCUAUGGACGGGAUUAGGCCGUCGCCGUUGAUGAGGGAAUCCAGCAAAACACACCUUUCGCACACCAACACACACACACACAAAAUAGACACGUACACCCGAAUUUUUUUUUUUUCUUUUAAAAAAGCCAAUCUUUUUGGCCUCUCUCCUUUUAAUUUCCUAAUUAUAUAUAUUUAUAAAUAUAUAUAUAAGUCGAGGAACCGGGAUAUACGUCACGCAAUGAAAGUGAAGGGAAUAAAAGGCAAAAGUCAGUCAAGAUAUUAAAAAAAAAGCAAAUGGUUAUACAAUGCCCACGUCUAGCCACAAGAAGAAAUGGUAUAGCAGAGUGCGCCAGUCAAGAAAACUUUUUCUAUAUUCAUUUUCGAAUGUGGUCUCUCUCUCAUUCUCUUCGUUUCUCCUUAAAAAUCACAAUUUUUAGCUUGUAAUUCCAAUUUCACUUUGAAACCCUCCGAUCUUUUCCAAGCGAUCUUCGUGUAGGCGAUAUUAUUAUUAUCAUAUGUCAAUGAUGACUAGACUUAAUUAACUUUAAAAAACAAUUAUAUUUCGAUUGUUGUUGAAACAUUCAAAUUUCUCCCUUUCGUCUGUAUUUUCGUGUGUUUCUCAUUUGUUUCGAUGUUGUUACCCCCAACUCAAAAGUCAAGGCGAUAUGAGCUCCUAACUAAACAAAAAUUAACAAAACAAACCCAGGCAGGAUCCCACGUAUUAUUAUCCAACCCGUGAUUGUUGAUAUACUCUUUGAUUUUAGUUUGAUUACCAAUUUAUGCUUUUGUGUUCUUUUUAAUUCUUUUUUUUUAAAUCCUGGCAAUCGAUGAAAUAGUUGCCCCCUUUUUCCAAUUUUGAUUUCUCAAUGUCGAUCGAUUCUGUCAUGUUUUCACACGCAGCACUUGAUCUCACCACACACGUAAAGCAAAGUAAAAAUACGCCCCAGUGUCCAGCAACUUGUAACACUGUAUGAUGACGAUCAGAGUCAAAUUUAUCUUUAACUAUAUCGGAAAUAUAUCGAGAGCAUCCAAACGUCA
Daphnia pulex (common water flea) is the source of this 2281-nucleotide messenger RNA. RefSeq lists its product as uncharacterized. The coding region runs from base 304 to 1293 and encodes 329 amino acids. The record is from RefSeq and is a predicted model, not a curated record. The transcript is spliced from 4 exons. Lineage: Eukaryota; Metazoa; Arthropoda; Branchiopoda; Diplostraca; Daphniidae.